Molecule: messenger RNA, 3144 nt
Organism: Athene cunicularia (burrowing owl)
Lineage: Eukaryota; Metazoa; Chordata; Aves; Strigiformes; Strigidae
Gene: WRAP73
Product: WD repeat containing, antisense to TP73
Exons: 11
Biological process (GO): mitotic sister chromatid segregation; protein localization to mitotic spindle pole body; microtubule anchoring at mitotic spindle pole body
Cellular component (GO): mitotic spindle; microtubule organizing center; MWP complex
Molecular function (GO): protein binding
Source: RefSeq, a predicted model, not a curated record
AACGAACCGUCCUGGCGGCCUCAGGAGCGGCAGCGUUCUGUCCCGGUGCGGGGACAGCCGUGGCUCUCCAGCCCGGCGUUGGGGCGCCAGCGCAGCGUUGGUUUUGCUCUCCUCCAGGCUUCGUGCGUGCAGUACCGUUUGGUGGUGCGGGAUGCGAGGACCCUCCAGAUCCUCCAGCUGUACACUUGCCUGGAUCAGAUCCAGUACAUAGAGUGGUCGUCGGACUCGCUGUUCAUCCUGUGCGCCAUGUACAAGCGCGGGGUCGUUCAGGUCUGGUCCUUGGAGCAGCCAGACUGGCACUGUAAGAUAGACGAGGGGUCGGCAGGACUGGUGGCUUCAUGCUGGAGUCCGGAUGGUCGUCACAUUCUCAACACAACCGAGUUCCAUCUGCGGAUAACUGUGUGGUCCUUGUGUACGAAAUCUGUAUCUUACAUCAAGUAUCCCAAAGCCUGUCAGCAGGGGAUAGCUUUCACGAAGGACGGCCGCUACAUGGCAGUAGCAGAAAGACGUGACUGCAAGGACUUCGUUAGCAUCUUUGUGUGCAGCGACUGGCAGCUCCUGAGGCAUUUUGACACCGAAACGCAAGAUCUGUUUGGGAUUGAAUGGGCUCCUAAUGGCUGUGUUCUGGCAGCGUGGGAUACGUGUCUGGAGUAUAAAAUACUACUGUACUCCCUCGACGGCAGACUGCUCUCCACCUAUCGGGCCUACGAAUGGUCGCUAGGCAUCAAAGCCAUCGCCUGGAGUCCCAGCAGUCAAUUUUUGGCAAUUGGCAGCUAUGAUGAAAAGGUGCGUAUCUUGAACCACGUCACUUGGAAGAAGAUCACAGAGUUUGAGCACCCAGCAACCGUUGCGAGCAGCAAGACCAUUGUGUAUAAAGAAGUGGAGAAAUCCCCAUCUGUUGAAACAGAGAGACUUUCUUUCCCUCCAACAAGAGCACUGGCUAGUUCUCUCUUCAGCACACAAAGUAAAUAUGACGUUUCCCAAGUACCAGUUUCUUUACAGCAUAUCAAACCAGUUGCUGACAGGGCCAAUCCCAAAAUGGGAAUCGGGAUGUUGGCAUUCAGUCCAGAUAACUGUUUCCUGGCAACCAAAAAUGAUAACAUUCCUAACGCGGUGUGGAUCUGGGACGUUCAGAAGCUGAAACUGUUUGUAGUUUUGGAGCAGCUGUGUGCCGUCCAGUCCUUCCAGUGGGACCCGCGCCAGCCCCGCCUGGCUGUGUGCACAGGGAACAGCAAAGUCUACCUGUGGUCGCCCGCCGGCUGCGUGUCGGUGCAGGUGCCCAUGGAGGGCGACUUCCAGAUCGUGUCUCUCUCCUGGCACUGCAGUGGAGACUCCGUGGCACUUCUGAGCAAGGACAACUUUUGCGUGUGCUACUUAGAAAGAGAAGAGGUAAAAUAACAAUCAUUUGCAUUAAAAAUGCUCACCCAUUUGAGGAAGAAUGAGGAAAGGGGUCAAACCCUGUUGCCCGAUCUGAAGUUUUUGUAUUUAUAAAUUAUUUAUUUGAAGGAGCGUACUCAACCUCCGCUCUGAAGUACUGUGAUUGCGUUUGAAUGAGGUGACGCAGCAACUAAUGUGUAGAGGACGAAGUCUGGAUUGCAAGAAAACUUUUUAGCGUUGAUUAACUUUCUCUUGAAUUUUGUCAACUACAAACCCUUGUUUUCUAAAGUUGUAGCUGUGUGUAUAUAAUGUAUAGCUCUUAUUUAAGUUUUAUAAUUGCCAAUAAAUAUUUUGAUAGUUACAAACUUGGUAUGACUCUCACUAUGCACCCGCACUCCUCUGUUCUAGCCUCUGCUUCUGUGCUACCAGAGCUGAGAUCCUGGGGCCCUUUAUCCCAGCCCAAGGAAACGGCCGCUCGCGCACAACAGUGUACAGCUUGUAUCUGGUCUUGCAAGACAACAGGUUUUAAUGGUGUGUGAGAAUUAAAUGUUGUGGCAGAAGUAGAUGCAUCAGUAAGACACUUGCUAGCAAAUCAGUUGUUAAAGCAAAACAAGUUCUUGGUUCAGAAAGCAAAUGAAAUCGUCUGUAAAAAUUUUGCUUUUCCAGACUGGGAUGUUAACAGGUGAUGGUAAUUGUGCCUGGCCUACCAUAAAUUUAUUAUACUGACCCUUUACAAAAAGGAUCAUAACUGAUACUUGAGAAUUAUAUAUUCCAGGCAGCUGAAAUGGGAGGUUUUGACCCAAAGUGGAGCGGCCAGUUCAGCCAGGAGAGAGCCGUGGGAGCGUCCUUUACCCUGCCACCGAGUAGCCAGCCACCGUGUUCUUCGCAGGCAGGGAGCCCGCUGGUCAGGAAUUCACUGGGUGUUUUUAAUUCUGCUAUUAAUUUCAGCCUCCACAAAAUGAAGAAGGAAAAACAAAGUGGGUUGAAAUUUAACUUUACUGCAAGAUUAAUGAAAAUAGACAUCUUAAAAAAUGCAUUGAGAGGGGCAUGCAAACUGCUGCAUUCCAUCCUAAGUUUCCUAAACACACAUCUACUUUAAGUUCGAUAAGAACCGCAGCGGCACAGCGUUCCUUCGGCACUGUAGUUGCACGGAUCAGGGCUCUGAUAAAACGGCGUGUGUAAGUCAUACUCCAUGGCAAAGCUUGUCAGAGUCACCUCAUUUCACUUGUUGUGUCUCUGACGCUGCUUCUGAGUUUCCUCACUGGACCUUUGGUGAGAUCUGGUGCAAGGAUAUGUAAUUAAGACUGACGUUCAGGGCUUCAAAUUUUCUCUGUCUCCGUUAAGUUCUGCACUGCUGCUGUCCCAAACUAUAGAUUUAAACAAAAUUGCUUAAGAAUAUAAAUCUAAUCAAAAUAGAAUUCCUAUUCAGUUUUAUAAAUAGUAGCUUUGAAGGCAAAUGUGUUUGUGAGGCCUUUGGCAAUAUUCUCUCAAGGCUUUUUUUCUUGCUGCAGCCAUAGAAUGCAUACAUAAGAAACUAGUAAGUUAGGCUCGGUUCUUAGAGGGAGGUAAAAAGCUAAUAAAUGUAUAUUCAGCCAUAUAGUUCAGUUUACAAAUAGCUCACGUGCUUCUGAGCAGACGAAACAGCACAGCUUGGGCAACAUUUGCUGACUCUGUUUUGCUAAAGAAUGACUGACACAGCUUUCAAAAUUCUGAACAGGCACUAAUCAAAAUGCAAAGAUUACUGUAAUUGUGAACACUAACGCCUCU